AAACCAGGACUCACCGGGACGGACGGGGCCUGGGCCCAAUGAGGCGCCGCGACCGCCCCCCAAUAGUGGGCGUGGGGGGAGGUGGAAAAGUCGGGUGAGAGCGAGAAGCCGAGAGCUGAGGGGGCGGCGGCGGAGCAGGGAGCUCCCCCCUCCCGCCCCAUUCCUGAGGUAAUUCUCCGCUGCCCAAAAGUGACGGUUGACCGCGAAGGCGGGGGGGCGGCUCGGUGACUCUUCCUCCCGCCCUCUUCGCUGAGGGAGGGGGGAUCUGAGGAGAAUAACGGAGGGAGGGGCGGCGGCGUUGGGCGAGAUGGGCGGCCCCUCCUCGGCCGCGGCCCGUCCCCUCCGCCCGCUGUGAGGCGGUGGCCCGUGCCUGCCGGAGCGCCUCAGCCGCCCUCGCCCGCUCCGCCAUGUCCGGGGUGGUGCGGACCCUGAGCCGCUGCCUCUUGUCGGCCGACGCGCCCAGCCGAGGAGGAGGCGGCGGCGGAGGGGAGCGGCCGCCCGGCGGCGAAGGCAAAGAGCGGAGCCGCGACGCGGAGCGGGAGGCGCGGCGCCGCAGCCGCGAGAUCGACGCGAUGCUGGCCCGCGAGCGGCGCUCGGUGCGUCGCCUGGUCAAGAUCCUGCUGCUGGGCGCCGGCGAGAGCGGCAAGUCCACCUUCCUCAAGCAGAUGCGCAUCAUCCACGGCCGCGAGUUCGACCAGAAGGCACUGCUGGAGUUCCGCGCCACCAUCUACGAGAACAUCCUCAAGGGCUGCAGGGUUCUAGUUGAUGCACGGGACAAACUAGGGAUCCCUUGGCAGUACACGGAGAAUGAGAAGCAUGGGAUGUUUCUAAUGGCCUUUGAAAACAAAGCUGGGAUUCUGAUUGAGCCUCCCGUGUUCCAGUUGUACGUACCAGCCCUGAAUGGCCUGUGGAAGGAUUCUGGGAUCAAGGAGGCCUUCAGCCGUAGAAGUGAAUAUCAACUGGGUGAAUCGGUGAAAUAUUUCCUGGAUAAUCUGGACCGGAUUGGCCAGUUGAACUAUUUUCCCAGUAAGCAAGACAUCUUGCUGGCUAGAAAAGCUACCAAGGGGAUUGUGGAGCAUGAUUUCAUCAUAAAGAAGAUUCCUUUCAAAAUGGUGGACGUAGGUGGGCAGAGAUCUCAGCGUCAAAAGUGGUUUCAGUGCUUUGAUGGAAUAACAUCUAUAUUAUUCAUGGUCUCCUCAAGUGAAUACGACCAGGUCCUCAUGGAAGACAGACGCACAAAUAGACUGGUUGAAUCCAUGAAUAUCUUUGAAACCAUUGUCAACAACAAGCUCUUUUUUAAUGUCUCCAUCAUUCUGUUCCUUAAUAAAAUGGAUCUCCUUGUGGAGAAGGUGAAGAGUGUCAGCAUCAAGAAGUACUUCUCAGACUUCAGAGGUGAUCCUCAUAGGCUGGAAGAUGUUCAGCGUUACCUGGUACAGUGUUUUGACCGAAAGAGGCGGAAUCGCAGUAAGCCCCUCUUCCAUCACUUCACCACAGCCAUAGACACUGAAAACAUCCGUUUUGUGUUCCAUGCUGUAAAGGAUACAAUCCUUCAGGAAAAUCUUAAGGAUAUAAUGUUGCAGUGAAAGAAAACUGUCUUCCCUCCAUUCAAACCUACCCUCGUAGGCCCAAGUAUUACCUUUGUGGCCUUCAUGGCAGGUUUUCUGAAAGAUCCCUGCUGUUUCCUUGGCUCAGAGAGGCUGCAAAUAGCCAAUCCAGACAGAGGAGCAACAUGCAGAAGAACUGUGACAACUCAAGCUAGCUACUAAAACACAUAACUAAAAACACUACUGAAACAGUGGUUAUUGUGAGUGGGGCGCUGCCUUUUGAACACUGAAUAACACUACCGCCUUCUGCCUUUUUGGAAAAAAGAGCCCUAAAUUUGAAACAUAACGUAAAAGAGUUCUGUGUGUUUAAUGUUGUUGUACAACAGUGCCAGAAUUUGCUGGCCGUAAAGCCUGUCUGCCUCAGUAGUUUUGGGUGCUGAAUUUAACUCAUGUUAACAUAGUUUACUCCAUAGUUGAUAUUUGUAUUUGGAGAAUACAUUGCAAUAUAGUCUCACAACUCUGAGAUCAAUAUCCAGGUUUGGCUCAUAUAACAAUUGCCUGCCAAGAUGGCUGGCUGCCCACCUCUUACCUGAAAGUCUCCAGCUUCCCUCGUGUGGAAUUUCAGAACUGUAAAAGGAACUUAGCUGGCCACAUAAGUAAGUUUCUUCUUAGCAGUUGGCCUCAAAGGGAGCAGAAAUCCAGGCCUGGGUUGGUGCAACACAAGGCUUACUUUGCACUACAUGUACAGUGUUUGCUGCACCAUGGGAAAUGAGACUUCCAUGUGGUAGAAGUUCAGGGUGGUGCUGAGACUGCUCCGCAUAGAGUGGACAUCUUCAAGACUGAUCCCACACUUAACAGUUGGAAAGAUAUGAAAGCUCUUUCUGCUCGACAGGACAGUGUUAUCAGUCUCUAAUAGUACGGAUGCUACACAUUAGUCAAAUGUCUGGGAAGCCAUGGCUGUUCAUGACACAGAAGUCAAAUGCUCUUGAGAUUCCCACUGUACAGCUGCCCUGAGCUUGGACAGAAGGAGCCUGCUUUGAACUAAUUCUUAAUAUGUUGUAGGUGUUUGUUAGCCUAUAUAAUACACACUUAAAAUAUUGUAAACUGGCGGGCCUAAGUUGCUCCUUUCAGGCUACUACAGAGUAUGUGUGAAUUUGCAGGAGGUUGUGAAUAACAUUGAUGUGAACUUUUUUAAAACUCUAAAAUGCUGAGCUUAACUAUGGGUGCCUUUUCAGUGUGUACAGACACUUUACAUGCUCUGAUAUGAGGUAUGUAUAACCAAACUAAGACCUGCUUUUUCAGUGCCAUAGUCUUUUUUCUUUUUUUUAAAUUCAGGGAUCUUUUUAAACACAAGAAAUGUUUACUAUGCUGUUGGUACCGCAGUUGCCAUAAUAACAUCUAAAGGGCUAGUCUUUCAUAAAGCACACAUUGGAAUGCUGUAGUUUACACCCUUUGGGACAACCAUGUCUUAAAUGUGGGGGGAAACUCCAGGCAUUCACGCCACAAGUUACAUUCACCUAAAAAGGAAAUCUGUUGUAACUUCUGCUUGGACAAAAUCUAGUUUUUUCCCCUCUGUGUGGAUUACUCACGUUUAUAUAAGCAUGUUUUGUGUGGUGUACCAUACUUUGUGAACCAGGAAUCUCAUAGUGAUGUUUUUUGGGCACAAGCAAGCCACAUCCUGGAAAUGAGAAUAUUUGUCUCCUAAACUUUUAUAUAAAACUAAAACACUAGUAAGGCAGCAGCCAUCUGCUGGUUUCAUUACAUAUCAUGUAGCCUUUUGAGGCUACAUUAUGUUUGGGAAGUGACUUGGUGACAUUUGUCUUAUUCUUUUAGAACCAAUUACUCUAUUUUCCACAUCUACUUCUGGAAAAGAAAAUAAUGUUGCCAUUUUGCUAUGAAUCUUCUAAAGCUUGGCUGGCUCUAAGUGACUUGUCAGGAAAUAGAGGGGAAUGCAACGCAACUGUGAUUGCCCAUUUCUUGAUAAGCUAGAAUGAAUGCUUUAAACUGCUUCACCUCUUGAAAAUACAAAGAGGACUUGCAACUUUCAUUUCUCAAACCUUAAAUUCUCCCUGCCACAUGGCAAAUUGCUGUUGGAAAUGGACUAGUUUCUAAAGCAGUUUGAUAUGGCAUAUGUAUUUGUUUUUAAGGAGGGGGGAAUCAGUGUUCCCAUUGGACACGCCCACAAUCUUGGACAUGCCUAAAGUAGUUCUUUCUGGAUUCUAUCCACUAAAUGUUAACUUUGCUCCACAGCAAAGCCUCUUUGAUAGACAAUUGUGCUUUACUCUUUUGGCUUUCUAAACGUGCCUGAGUUUUACAUAUGAAUCUUAGUUUGGCCUUAAGUGGCAUACAGGAGCACAAUCUUUUAUAACAAAUAUUUAAAAUCUUAACUAUGCUACUAUUUUGCAUUUUAAAAUAAAAAUCAAGAGCUAUAACACUCUAGUUCUCAAACUGUUUUAAGUUGCAACUGUGUACCCAAAAGUGUGCAUGUUUUGUAAAAGAAUGGCUCUUCCUUCAUUCUUUUGGUAUGAUGAGAAUCCCUUGCAGCACCAAAUGUACUUGAUCACAGCAGAUUUCACUAGGUUGAAUUUGACAUAAUUUGGUGGCAACCCCUACAGACAUUAGAUACGGUUAAUAUGUUUUAACAUGGUUAAUACCAGCUUUCCUUCUCGUCCUUUUUGCCCUUCUGAUAGGUCAUGGUCAUAGCUGUAAACUUUGUGUUUGACAUUGCAGUUGAAGCUUGUUGCCUAAGCUUUUUCGUGGCUCCACCAGUGUGUGUACACAUGGUCUGUCAAGCGUGUAUCUGUUUCAGGAUUCUCAGUGACACCUCCGUUUUGAUCAUCCUUGCUAGUCCGAGUUGUUUAACAGUUUGAUUUGAACACAGAAGGGAAACCUACCCUUAGCACUUGAUGUACAACGUGUGCCAAAAUGCAUGCUUACUCUAUUUGCAAUCCCAUCAUAUUGGGUGCUCUGCAACCACCUAAUUUCCCUUCUUUUUUUCUCUUGCCAAAGCAACAAGACAUUUGCCUUUAACUGUUAUCCUUGAAAACACUUAGUCUGAAGUGUAAUUAGAGGGAAGGGGAAGGAUUUGUAGAAGGAAGAAUCAUUGCUACGAUUCUUACUGGCCAGGAAAUGGGUUACACGUAGGACAAUCUGCUAAAGGCCUUGAACUUACACUUCAGUGUGCUUUGUACCAAAUAAAUAGUCUUGAGCUAUUGGUGGUGUUUCUCAUUUAUCAGAGGAAGGUUACUCUGAAGGGUGUACCACUGAAUAUGGCGUGUGUUUUAGCCAAGGACAAAGAGAGGAAAUGCUUCCCUCUUGUCAUUAAAAAAUAAAAUAAAAUUCUGAUGUUGUAAAACCAUUUAUGUAUAUAAACACUUCAGAAGCAAGGCCUUGGGGAAACUUGCAGUUUUUAUUUGUGGAAAGAGUGGUGUUUGUGUGAGUUUGAUUGCUGUGUUACUCUGCAGCAUGAGCAGUAUUUAACACAAGUCAGCCAAUGCCAGAAAAGAUUCUGAGGUUGCCAGUUUUUGUUUCAGCCUAGACAGCUUUUUAUCAGCUAAAACAUUGGUUCUCAAACUUGGUUCCCCAAAUGUUGUUGGAAUACAACUCCCAUCACCUGUAACCACCUUCUGUUCAUUGAGGCUGGGGAUGACGGGAGUUGUAGUCCAAUAUCUGGGGACCCCCCACAAGCUAAAGUAUUUCACAAACUGCCUUUCCCAGCAUACUUCUAACACCGAAUUAACAGUUAUGCUGCCUGCAAAAUGAAAAGGAAGUGUGCCAAGCUAUUUUUGGAUCCAUUCCAGAAAAGGAAAAAACCCUGCCUACCAUUUCAGGCAGUAGUUGCUAUUUAUUACUAUUAAAUAUUUUUAUACUGCUUUUCAACAAAGUUUUCAAAGCAGUUUACAUAGCAAAAAGCUGUGGGGGGAAAUGGCCCAUGCCUUGUAUGGAUGAGCAGGUGGUAUUUGCAUCACAAAUUCUUCUCACUAAAUUAAGGAACCUCCUCAGUGGACCAGCAACAGAUUUAGAUUUCACUGUUCUAACUUCCAUUGUGUUGGAACUGGAGCACAUGUUGCUGCCACAGAACACUAAGAUUUCCUACAUGGCCAUCUGCCCAGUAGGUGAAAAGUUGCAACUGAGGAGUAGCGAAAGCACUGCAGGGAUACUAUUUCUGGGUUAAUUCUGUAAUGCCUGAAUGCAUCUCUCCCUCAAGACUCGGUUGACCUCGAGCAGUUGCUCCAAAAAGUCAAAGCGUAAGUUGGACCAAAUAGCCACUCAAGGAACAAAUACUUAAAGCAGUGAUUCUCAACGUUGGGUCCCCAGAUGUUAUUGGACUUCAACUCCCAUAAUCCCCAACCAAAGGCCACUGAGGCUGGGGAUUAUGGGAGUUGAAGUCCAAUAACACCUGAGGACCCAAGUUUGAGAAUCCCUGACUUAAAGCAUCACAUUUGUUCAUGUAUGUAUAGUGAGAAAGUAGUUGCCUUGGCUUGACACUGAGAUAUACAGGUCAAGGUAAAUCACUUUGAUUUACCAAAGUAUAGUUUGUUUGGCUGGCUGGCUUAGAAUUGGACCUCCUGAUAUGUCAGAAAUAGUGGGGAGGACUUUUCAAAGGGGCUCUUAACCCAACUGAAUGGAUGUGAAACAGACUGCACAGAGCGUUGCAGAAAACCAGGCUCUCUUGAACUGAGUUGCGCAUGAGCUACAAAUCACUCUGGCCAUGGUCGACUUUCAACUCAGUUUGGCUUUGGCUCUUUGGGCUUAUUCACAUGGCCCAGUUCAGGCUGGUUUGGAAUGAGUUUGGCUUUAAAUUAGCACACUAUGAAGCACUGCCAGUAGGUUCACCUGUCAGUGUCUGUGUGACGUUAGGGCACAGCAGCUGACUGGUGUCCCGGCAUUUGGGGGAUGUGGUGAACUAGUGCCUAGCACCAUUAUCCAGGCACCAAUUCAAACCAGGCUGACAAGGGAAAAAAUUAAUUCAGCCUGUUCUGAGCCAUGGGCAAACGGUUGUAUGAAGUGACCCUAAGUUUUCAAAGGUACUCUUUAAAUGGUUUUCAUUUGGUGGAGAGGGGGAGAUACAGGCUUACUCAGUUGUCGGCCAUUCUCGGAUUCGGUUUAGCUUUAUUCAUUAAGCAGUUAUCUAGGGGUCUGGCUUACAUCCCAUAGUUCAGCUCUCUGUAGCUAGCUUGAAAAUCACAGCCCAAACGCAAGAACUGUACUGACCUCUGUGUAUGGCUUUCUGGGGAUGAGCCAAAAUCUAUUGUUGGAAGGGAGAGGAAAGGAUUUAGUUUCUAAAUAGGUUUUCAAGCACUGCUGCUUCAACACUGACAGUCUGUGUGUACUGAGACAAAAUGCCAUCAAUGGAGAGUCUGUAUGCUUUGAUGACUGUCUCCAGAAGCAGGGCUUGGCUGCUUAUUAAAACAACAUAUUGGCAUCACUGUAGCUAUUGGCACACACAUUAUAAAUCUUUUCUCCCCAACUUGCCUAUUUGUUUAUAACUGGGACAUGCAAAUUCAGGCUUCUUCCAGAGCGGUGUAGAGGCUUUGGCCAGACAGAAAGCCUAGCAUGCUUCCUUAAAAAUAAAAAAUAAAAACGGGGGGGGAACCCCUGCAAGUGUCUCUCAAGAUACACGCACACAAAAUGAAGCCCUAAAUGGCUGGAGCCCUGUGUACCUCCACGAUGGCUUGCUUCGUAUUGUGUUCCACUGUGGCUUUUAAGUUGAUCCAAGACUGCCAAGUUCAGACUGCAGGGACACACAGUGGUGUUCUUGGGGUCUGUUCUGGUGCAAGUCUGUUCCCCUAAAGUUCUAUUGGAGCCUGGCCUACAUGCCUUCUGGAAGCACUGUGAGAGCGAGAAGAGCUGAGCACUGUGGGUGAGCAACUGGAUGUCUGAACGUGGCCCCCCCAUACACGAACAAAAGGCUACCUGCACACACGGACACAGGAAAAAGUCUCACCCUGACAUACUAGUUUAGUGUAUGCAGGGUGUACAUCCUAAACCCCGCAUAAAACACUUAAAUAGAAAAUGAUGUAGCUCAGCAACAGCUACAUCACAGGCAUCUUCCCUUGCUCUCUUUAGAGGCAAUGGAGAUAAAAGAUUUGCCUUGGCAUAAGUCGGGGGUUCCCAAACAGGGGUAUUAGUACCCCAGGGUGCUUGAAGGGCUCCGGUGGGGGGUACCCUGAGCCCUCCUGCCUCCCAACACCGCAGCUGUACCAUAGGUUCCCCAACUGAGGAUGGGACAAGUUUAUUUGUCCCAUGUUUACAAGUUUACUGGAAUAACCUCUCUCAUAACGAUAACAUUUACGUGUGUGUGUGUACACUCUAAAAAUCUCUAUGGGGUACCUGAAUUGAAGGAUUGUGACAUAAGGGGUACACAUGUGUGUUGGGGUUUUAAAAAACCCACAAUUGGGAUCCCCUUGACAGAAGUGGUCCUUGGCCUGUUCGGUUCUUAUUGGCUUGGGGUGGUUGAGAUGGCACAUUAAGCGGACACAAGCACUGCCUGGCCUUGAUGGUAUGGCUGAGAAGUGUCUUGUAUUGGGUAAUUGCUCCUAGGGAUCUCAUGGGCAAAGCAAGAUUGGAGCCAAGGGCCACCUCUGCUCACACUUAACUCAUAAAUCCGGUUCUCUCUAGAACUAUAUUCUAUGAAAUAUUAGGAAUCUUCAAAAAACUAUUUUGGGUAGAAAAGGCCUGUGUUUGCUUAGCCUUGAUUUCUACCUAUUCAGAGGAAAUGAAUACUGAAAGAUGGUGACAGUUCUAAUAAUGAGAUGAAAGGGCUGCAACUCAUAGCACUGUAGUGGUAUUCUUGAAUUGUAUUCUUUUAAUUGGUGGUCUUUUUGUGAGCACUAAAAGAGCAUCCCUAAUACUCUGUGGCCUAUUGCUGUAAUAGCAUCUGUUUAUGAAAGCUGUGUAUUAGAUUUAAAAUGUGUUUAAAAUGUACUUUAUCGCUUUGAAUUGGCUUACUGUUUUGUAUAUAUGAAUUUUGUAAGUCUAUUAAAUCAUGGCUUGUUAUGA
Molecule: messenger RNA, 8546 nt
Organism: Hemicordylus capensis (graceful crag lizard)
Lineage: Eukaryota; Metazoa; Chordata; Lepidosauria; Squamata; Cordylidae
Gene: GNA12
Product: G protein subunit alpha 12
Exons: 4
Coding region: 408-1583 (391 amino acids)
Biological process (GO): Rho protein signal transduction; adenylate cyclase-modulating G protein-coupled receptor signaling pathway
Cellular component (GO): brush border membrane; heterotrimeric G-protein complex
Molecular function (GO): D5 dopamine receptor binding; GTPase activity; guanyl nucleotide binding
Source: RefSeq, a predicted model, not a curated record